Messenger RNA from Oreochromis niloticus (Nile tilapia), 2332 nucleotides. RefSeq lists its product as uncharacterized. Gene Ontology annotation, biological process: T cell receptor signaling pathway; regulation of cytokine production. NCBI's taxonomy places the organism in Eukaryota, Metazoa, Chordata, Actinopteri, Cichliformes, Cichlidae. Gene Ontology annotation, molecular function: signaling receptor binding. The transcript has 5 exons. The record is from RefSeq and is a predicted model, not a curated record. The coding region runs from base 68 to 988 and encodes 306 amino acids. Gene Ontology annotation, cellular component: external side of plasma membrane.
CAAGUAUCUGUUGUUGAGGAAGUUUGUUUUUAACAGCUGAAGGAGGAAAACCAAAAACAAGAAGGACAUGACUGUUGAAAGAACUGCGUCACUCGUCUUCUUCACUUUACUGGUUGGGGGCUUGUUGAUCUCUGCAGACCAGAAAAUCAUCUCAUCUGAGGCUGGACAGAAUGUCACUCUGACAUGUCAAGCUCCAAACAACAGCAUUCUAGUUGUAGAGUGGAAAAGAGCUAACCUGGAUGAAUAUGGCCUUUUGUACCGGGAUGGUCGCUUAUAUCCAGCCAACCAGCAUACAUCUUUUAAGAACAGGGUGGAACUGCAGGACAUAGAAUUGAAACAUGGUGACGUGUCUUUGAUUCUGAAGAAUGUGAUGAUUACUGAUAGUGGAACAUACAAAUGUUUUGUUGUCAUGGAAAUUGGUAAUAAUAAUAAGAGUCCCAUCAUCACCAUCAACCUGAACAUCACUGAUCCUCCAGCUUCAGACCAGCAGAUCUUCAGACAAGCUGGGAUGAGUGUCAAUCUGACAUUUCUGGUUCCCACUGGCACCACAUCUGUAUGGCUAAAAAGACUUGAGAAAUAUAAAGACAAUGAGAAAUAUAUCUCCUACUGCAAAGACUUAACACCAACACGUCCCAGUGACCAGGAGGAGUCAUUUAAGGGUCGGGUGGAGGGGAUGGACUGUAGCAAUAUCAGCGGCACCGUCUCUGUAACGUUGAAGAACCUGACCAGAAACGACAGUGGGACAUACGAGCUUCAAGUGGUGGACCAUGGUAGACAGCUCUUUAAUAAAACUGUCUUCCUGAAUGUUACUGACCCAGGUCAACCAGGAGGACUCACAGAGGAUGGAGGGAAGGAGGCUGAAUCUGUUGGACUCACAGUGGGAGUUGGUAGUUUGUUGAUCUUUGUAGUCUUGGCUGGGAUAAUUUAUAAAUUCGUUACAUGCAAGGAGAAGAAUUCACACGACCUUCCUCCUGAUCAAGACGUUUGACUGAAGCAAACCUUUUUUUUCUGUAAGUCGGUGUAACAAAUUGAAAAGAGACGGAGAGGAGUGGUUUUAUUUUUUUCAUGAAUACAUUAACUGCACUCUGGGUUUGGCCCUCUCAACAUCAGACAAACCAGACUUUCCUGCAGCGUUAUCCUGUCAUUAAGAUGAUGACCACAGCAGCAGGACGGACACAUCUCCGAGUUCCUUUAACUUCAGCUUUAAGAGUAGAUUAAACACAUGAUCAACGGGUCAUGGAGAGAGCUUAACUUUCCUGGUACAAUUAUAAACUGUAUAAAUGAAGGACUUGGACACGGUGACACCAACCUUUGGUUAGACUCCACAUUUGAAAGCCUCCAUGUGUGGGUGGAUAAGUUUAUCUCCAGCAUCCAGGUGGAUGUUAAAAAAAAAUCACCCCUGUAGAGUUUUUAUAAAGUAAGAAACUGUCCAGAGAGAAUGAACCUGUUUUUAUACCUGUGCAAAGGUGGACAUUUGAACCUGUAUGUAUUUACUUAUGGAGACACCUUAUCAUGAAAUCUGUUGUGUAGUAUUUAAGAUGCUAAAAACAUGCUAAUAUAUGAAAUUUGUUUCUUUGUUUUUUGUUUUUUUUAAAUUAAAUUAUUUGAUUUUACAUGUUGUCUAAUUGUGUUAAUGAUUGAAGUAAAUAUUUGUGGGGGGGGGGUUUUCUGAUGUAUUCGUCUUUUUUUAUAAAUGUCAGAGUCUGUGUGAUGCUAUAUAGCCAUAAGUGUGACCAUUUAAUGUGAACUCUGCAGGUUCGGUCUCCCACAGCAGACAGGCUUUAAUUUUGAGGAUGGAUGAAGGAGGCAGGUUUUCUUUGAAUCCUCCUGUCACGUCAGACUUUCUAAUGUCCUGUAUCGUACGGUUGAUAUCGGAGCUCUAAUCUACACAAGUGUGGGUCUUUACAGACACUGAAGUCUGUUAGGUAAGAGUUCAUUAUUUUUGUAAUAAAAUAUACUCAUCUGAAUGAGGACAGAGGCAGCGAUCACUGGAAUUAUCAGCUAAAAAUUGUUUCUCUGACUCUCUUACAGGAUGUUACUGUUGUUCAUGAGGGUUUACCCCAUCCUGAACCCUGUACAAUCACAAUAUGUAUUUUUAUAUAUUUAUUUAAUUGUUCAAAUCUAAUCAGGGAACAAAGAAAAUAAUCAUUCUAACUGACACAUGAAAACUUUAUGACAUUCUUACUCAAAAAGUCCAUUUUGGCUUUGUCCAAAAUCCAAAGUUAUUGCUGAUAACUUGAAAAUGUAAGCUAGGUAGGUACUGAUUACAUGCAUAAACGUCUUUUUGAAUUUCUGGCUUUGUUGUUGUACUUGUGACCACGAGGAAUCCUUA